CUUGAAAAGAUCGGCGAGUUCUUAGGCUGACCUGCCAAGAACCACAGUUGUUCGCGUGACUCAAACACCUGCGGACGAGCGGAACGCAGGAGUUACAGAGAGUCACAAACAUGAAGUCCGCACUCUUCUGUUUACUUGGGAUUGCGCUGGUGGGAACUGCCGUGGCGCAGGUCGUGAGCUUGGGCAAAGGAUGCAGCGAUGCGGAUGCCGAGAAGUGCAACCUCGAGUUCCUCACGUUCGGCUUCAGCUCCAAGCUGCCAGACACCGCCUCCAAGAUGGCUGACUACUGCAAGAAGCGAGUCAAGGCGCUGCAGUGCGCUCUGAACUUCACCGACCGGUGCCUGAUCGGCUUCUACCGAGGCACCGCCUUCACCGCCAUCAACACCAUGCGGGAGGAAAACGACCGCAGGUGCAACACCACCCACGUGGAGCACGCAGGCUUCCUCCAGCACGCCAAGUGCCUGAACAAGGCUGGUGACUCCAUCCACAAGUGCAUCGUGAACUUCAAGAAGGAGUUAUUCACCACCGCCAGGAAUGCCGAGACGAAGAACCGCAUCCGCUACGGCUGCUGCGACUACACCAAGAUGUUCCACUGUCGCGAGAAGAACCUGCGGGACAAGUGCGGCGACGCGCAGGCCAUCCUGUUCGCCCGCAACGCCGGCGAGCACAUCCUGGGCAACGCGCUCAAGAUCUUCUGCGGCGGCUACACCACGGAGUCCAAGUACUGCAAGGCGCUGCCCAAGCUCCCCAAGCUGCCCUCCAACACCAGGGUCCCCAAGAGCAUCAUCGUGCUGCUCAAGACGUUCGCCACGCUAUAACCGGUGUACGCGCGUGAAGCGCACACUUCAUCAUCGUCAUGCCUUGUCCUCAUCUUCACGGACGGGUGACCUCGCACAGAAUGGCAAAAAAAAAAAAAAGGAAGCCUUGUUCUCAGUAAACACGUGUCUAUAA
This is a messenger RNA of Dermacentor albipictus, 951 nucleotides long. RefSeq lists its product as uncharacterized. NCBI's taxonomy places the organism in Eukaryota, Metazoa, Arthropoda, Arachnida, Ixodida, Ixodidae. The record is from RefSeq and is a predicted model, not a curated record.